UAAUCCAUUCAGCAAAUAUGAAAAACAGAGCACAUCCGCAAGGACAGUCCCAGUUUUACUUUUUCCUUAUUUUUCUGGCAGUUUGUCUGUUAAUUGUUGUAAUUAACUUCCGAUUCUCAGAACCUGAUUUGAAUUUACAAGAAUAUAAAGUAAAAACUCACAAAGGCUUUAUAACAAUGGAAGAGUUAAAUGAAAAUGUAUAUAAAACGUUUGGAUACAAAAUUAUUCGGCCUACCUAUCCGGUUCCCACUGUAAAAAUGGUUGCAGAGCCCACUUGCUCUGAGAUAUUCUCCGGAUGGCGAGAAGUCUCCGAGCAACCCCAGCCAACAUUCCCACCACAAGAGAUCCCUGAAGACCGACUCCAUGAGUUUCUUCUAAACAAUUAUACAGCAUUGGGACCGUACUACGUAAACGACAAAAACGCCGACGAUGGUGAGAAGCCGCGAAACUGGGACAACCUGUCUGAAAUGAUCAAGUGGCCAAAGGAGAAGCUGGGAGGCCAAGCCUACGGAAAUGAAGGAUUGUCUGUCUAUCACGCCAUGCAAUCACACCGUCUGGAUGGGAUGAGUGGAGUUGUGAUUGGAAGCAUGCAGCCGUGGGUUGAAGUCUCAGCUCUUGUCAAUGGGGCAUCAAAAAUACUAACUGUGGAAUACUUCAAGUUAGAAAUCCAAGAGGAGUUCCGUGACAGAAUGUCAUCAAUUUUGCCAAUCGAUUUCGCUAGCAACUGGGAAAGGUACGCCAGUACAUUUGAUUUCGCUGUUUCCUUCUCAUCAAUUGAACACUCUGGGUUGGGAAGAUACGGGGACCCGAUUGAUCCGAUCGGCGAUAUCAGAGAAAUGCUCAAAAUCAAAUGUGUCUUGAAACCAGGAGGCCUCCUGUUCAUCGGCUUCCCACUUGGCACUGACGCGCUUCCAUACAAUGCUCAUAGAAUUUACGGAUCGGUCCGUUUGGCAAUGAUGUUUGCUGGCUUUGAAUGGAUCGACACAUUUACUGGUGAAUCGGAACAACCACUUGAUCUCACGUCGGAACGACUUCACGCUAAACCACUUUUCGGGUUCAUUCAAAAUACGAUUGUUUUAAGAAAACUUUGAACUUUGAAUAA
Molecule: messenger RNA, 1102 nt
Organism: Caenorhabditis elegans
Lineage: Eukaryota; Metazoa; Nematoda; Chromadorea; Rhabditida; Rhabditidae
Gene: K06H6.1
Product: Methyltransf_11 domain-containing protein
Exons: 9
Coding region: 18-1091 (357 amino acids)
Source: RefSeq, marked reviewed